Molecule: messenger RNA, 413 nt
Organism: Funneliformis geosporum
Lineage: Eukaryota; Fungi; Glomeromycota; Glomeromycetes; Glomerales; Glomeraceae
Source: the annotation of a GenBank genome assembly
AGUUUGAGGCAGUUGCUACUUUCCGGAAUCUUAAUCCUAAAAAAACAGAAGUCCUUAAAUUCGACCAAGAGCAUUCUAUCGCAGAUAUUAUGACACUUAAACGUUUUUACAUGUGGAAUGAUUAUUGUAAAGAUAUGAGUAUCAAGGAUUGGAAUAAUAUUUACAAUAGAAAAUUUAUUGAAAAUUUUAGUUUGCCUGAAGCUCAGAAGCAUUUCUUACGAUUGUCUUAUUUUCAAAGGCAAGGUUAUGAUGAGAAGAGUGUAAUGAAGGAAUUGAAAGCUGAAGAAAAUAUACAAUGGGAAAUUUCCUGCUAUAGAGCUGAAGAGAAUCUGGAAAAAUCAGUAGCAGAAGACUUACGUAAAUCUUAUUCAGCAAAGUAUUGGAAAGUUAUACAAGAAUUUUUCAAAUCCUAG